Messenger RNA from Dujonia railenensis, 429 nucleotides. Lineage: Eukaryota; Fungi; Ascomycota; Pichiomycetes; Serinales; Debaryomycetaceae. The record is from the annotation of a GenBank genome assembly.
AUGAUUUUGCCUGAACACCUCGAAGAAAAAAUAUCAGACUUUUCUAAAAGAUAUAUCUAUUACGGUAAUUACAAUUCGUAUUAUUCACCUUGGAAUUCUUACGGAAGAUGGAUAUUAACUGGUGUAAUUAUUUUAGCCUUUAUCAUCGCUAUGUUGAUCUAUUUCUUCAUUCGUCGUAGAAGAAUGCGCUCACAUACUGUAGUUUCUCCUAAUGCGAACUACUAUCAACCUGACCCUAAUUAUGGUCAGCAACCAAAUUAUGCCCAACAACCAAAUUACUAUCCUGAAAAUAAUGGUUACUAUGGGGGUGGUCAGAAUACUGGGUACGGUGGCGAACAAAGAGAUUUUGCUAAUGAAGGUAAGACGGUCUCUGACGAAUAUGCUCCCCCUCCAACUGCUCCACCUGCUGCUACUUACCCAUCUCGAUAA